Molecule: messenger RNA, 893 nt
Organism: Desarmillaria tabescens
Lineage: Eukaryota; Fungi; Basidiomycota; Agaricomycetes; Agaricales; Physalacriaceae
Product: NAD(P)-binding protein
Exons: 2
Coding region: 1-759 (252 amino acids)
Molecular function (GO): oxidoreductase activity, acting on the CH-OH group of donors, NAD or NADP as acceptor
Source: RefSeq, a predicted model, not a curated record
AUGUUCUCUCUCCAAGGCAAAACCGCCCUUAUCACAGGAGGGUCUCGCGGUAUUGGGUCCGCAUGUGCUAUUGAGCUCGCCAAAGCUGGUGCACAUGUUUGCCUCGUCCUUCGUCCCACAACGACGACAUCACACACCAUCGACACUUUGAAGGAACUGAAUCUCCCUUAUACAACCGUUCCAUGCGAUCUCGAUGACCUUCCUGCAGUGCGGACCCUUUUCAGCCGUGCUCUAGAUAUUGUUCCCUCACACGAGAUACAUAUCCUCGUCAACUGUGCCGGAAUUCAACGGAGGUCUCCCGCAGUUUCGUUCUCAGAAGAAGAUUGGGAUGCGGUCAUUACCGUCAAUCUCAAGUCGGUCUGGCUUCUUUGUCAGGCGGCUGGCCAGCACAUGGUCCCCCUGAAGAGAGGCAAGAUCAUCAAUUUUGCGAGCCUGCUCACAUUCCAAGGAGGAAUGACAGUCCCGGCGUAUGCAGCAGCAAAGGGAGCGGUUGGGCAGCUCACAAAGGCGUUGAGCAAUGAAUGGAGUAGCGCGAAUGUACAAGUUAACGCAAUUGCUCCUGGAUACAUCGAAACUGAUAUGAACGAGGCGCUGCUUUCCUCUCCGACGCGAUUACCGCAGAUAUCUCAACGAAUUCCCGCCGGUAGAUGGGGAAAGCCCGAAGAUUUGACAGGACCCUGUGUAUUCUUGGCAAGCGACGCCAGCAGUUAUGUUUGCGGCGAGAUCCUGACAGUAGAUGGAGGGUGGAUGGGGCGGUAAUAGAAGAGAAGCCGAAGCAGUGAUUAGAGCGUGGACACGCAUUGUUAUCUGAGAGACCGAGAUCGUAAUGAAAAGUGAAAGGAGACUAGUAUCACUUGUAUGAAAAUAUGAACUCCGUGGUACUCGCUGUCCUG